Molecule: messenger RNA, 240 nt
Organism: Mesocestoides corti
Lineage: Eukaryota; Metazoa; Platyhelminthes; Cestoda; Cyclophyllidea; Mesocestoididae
Source: the annotation of a GenBank genome assembly
AUGGAGCAGCCUUCGAAAGCUGAAAUGGGUUUCGAGAUUGGUGGCGCCGACCUUCUCGCCGUAAAUGCCGAUGGAAAUAUGCCUUACGACAUCUGCGAAGACGACUCCACUCUCGACCUCAUCGAAAGCGGAAUGGCAAGCCGAGGCAUAACUCAGGAGGACAUCGACGAGAAGCGGCGUGUGCCUGAGCGCGAAAUGCUUGCGGCAAUGGAGCGCUUAAUUAAGAACUCCGGUGACAUA